Messenger RNA from Letharia columbiana, 1683 nucleotides. RefSeq lists its product as uncharacterized. Lineage: Eukaryota; Fungi; Ascomycota; Lecanoromycetes; Lecanorales; Parmeliaceae. The coding region runs from base 1 to 1683 and encodes 560 amino acids. The record is from RefSeq and is a predicted model, not a curated record. The transcript has a single exon.
AUGUAUGACAAAGCCGUCAAAGGACCGUCAACACCCAUUGACUUUGUCCCUUCCCCAUUUCCAAAUAAUUCUGGCGACAUAAAUCUUCCGUGUAAGGACAGCACUUACAAUCUAAUUUACCAAAACCGCGCUCUGAUCACGACUCAACAGUCUAUGCCCAAUAUAUUUCACCGCAUCUUUCAUCACACCGGCCUCAGCUUUGCAGUCAUGGAGAAUCACGUACACAAAUUUCUGAGUAAAAUUAGGCCAGCAUUUGGUCUCUUGCGGAGGGGUUCUAGGGGCACGCUAUCAGCAAAGGUCCCAAGGGACAUUGAGAGUGGUUUGCCAAAUUUCACACAAACUCAAUCGCAAGACGUCGCGCCUGACGCAGCCGAGAACGCUUCACAGGCUCAAAACACAGAAAGCUUGAGAGCUAAUAACGAAGACCCUGUCGACCUUUCAGCCGCAAAUACUGAGCAAGACGACGAUCACAUCGAGCAAGGAGAUAAUCCGCAACCGUACUUCACGGAAGGCCCUUCUCGAUUUGUCUUAGCCAAGGAUGGCUCAAAGGACUGCGUAGCACUGCUUGUGAACGAAACAUUUCUCACCAAGCUGCGUGACCUUUUCCAAGAAGACCGUGAUCUCGGUGUUCUAGACGGACCACUUUGCCAUGCGAAGAUGGAUCUUAGAAAUAUUGAGCGUUCAAUCCAAGAAGGGCAGAACGCCUUGGAGACGGCAGCGAGUGAAGAAGAAGCAGAGCAGCAUCAGAAAAUCAAGGAGAAACAAACAUCCGAGCUUUUCAAAAUCCGUCGUUGGAAAGAUGAGCUCGAGAAGGAGCGUGGCCUGGUCAAGGGCAAUCUUGAACUGUCCAGAAAUCAUACUCAGUGGGUUUUGGAGACGGCUAUGAGGGAAGCCGAUCUUCUAGGACCAGAGAAGCCGUUGCCAGCUGUCUUGCUUCGUGAACAAGAAUCCGAAGAUAUGGAAGAAGAAGUCGAAGUUACUGAACACCCGAUGCCUGCACAAAGUCCAGUAGCGUCAGUCGCAUCUGAUCCUAGCGAGAUCGAGGCAAGUCAAGAAGAGCAACAGCGCCAGGAAGCCUACGAGGAAUUCAUAGAGCGUUCGCAAUAUUUGGACACAGUUCAAGAGAAGUUUGACGGUCAGAGGGGCCUUUACCAGGACAAUCUAGCUGAGUACCAGGAGAUGGCCGCAGCUGGUACUAUCGACAUGUCUAGAAGCGACUUCGACCGCCGAAAAGUUCGGUAUGGACAGCAACUCACACGAGCCUUGAUCGAUGCAGAGGAGGAAUUCGAGGAAGCAAGAGAACGUGCCCAAGCAUUAGGCGCAAUAGGUUCCGAUCACGGGCAAGAGUUUUACUAUGGAGCCGAAUAUGAGGAGAGCUGGCCGGAGAACAAGAUCGCCGACUAUAACUCCUCCCACGACUGGGGUUUCAUCCAUGACUGGAUGGACAACAUCCUCAACACCACCAGUCAAUCAGACACCGAAUCGGUGGAGAUAGACGAAUGGGACGCAGAAGAGGUCGACGUGAAUGACAGUAUCAGCGUGAUAGACCGCGAAGACUACCGUCAGGACAUCGAGCGGUACCGAAGAAUCUGCGCUCGUCUGGAGGAUCCCUGUCCAGCAGUACGGUGGUUGGGACAGCCCGAUGCCCAGCCUUUGGAGCGAAGGUACUCGUUUUGGAUGUAG